This is a messenger RNA of Ornithodoros turicata, 1781 nucleotides long. RefSeq lists its product as uncharacterized. The record is from RefSeq and is a predicted model, not a curated record. The coding region runs from base 1 to 1437 and encodes 478 amino acids. The transcript has a single exon. Lineage: Eukaryota; Metazoa; Arthropoda; Arachnida; Ixodida; Argasidae.
AUGCCCGUAACCAUUCCAGUCUUCGUCGCCGCCUUCUUCUUCAGCAUCAUCCACUUCUCAGUGUUGUCGGCCUCUGGAGAUGCUUCAGCCGUAUCGUGCGGUGGUACGUUUGACUUGAAUUCGGAAACUCACAGCGUCCUCAUCCAGCAGCUGAUCUCGAACGAAGAAGACAUCGAAGAAUGCCGCUUCCGCUUCAGGUCUUCCGCGAAGCUGCUGCUGAUAGCGUACGACAACACUGCGAUGAAGGACAAUGCCAUACCAGGUUUUCCCGUAAACGUUUACGAUACGUUGCUUGUCGAAGACGGAACGGUACCGGUAAUGUCGCUGAGCGGCCAUCACGAAACAACGCUGGUCCCACUGCUGUCCACGGAAGCCCUGAUAGUCUACAAGCCGCUGUACGGAGGCAGCCCGUAUAAAAUUACCGUAAACUGGACUGUAUCGGUCACGGAGAAAGUAUCGGGAACGUCCAAGGCAAGCCUAACGCUCAGCGACAAUAUACCGACGAGAUACGGUGUGCUGUUUAACGAUAACAUCCCGUACGGUACGUACGACGUGGAUAUCAUCGCGAACCGUGGUGGUAUAGUUGACAUUUCUUGUCUCGCACCCGAUAAUGCUACCUGUAAUUAUUCCUUAUCGACGGUGGACGGCUCUGACGCUUCGCCUAAAGACGGUGGCAAGUGCAGCCUGUCUGCUGGCGUAGCCACUACGGUUUCAUUUCAACCACAGCCCUACGGUGUCCUUUCUGUCACGUGGCCUUUUGAUUUUGAGCCCUCUAGAGGUCCAGGAAGGCAGCUUGGAGGACAGGAAGCGACGGAAGGACCACGUGAUGAUAGUGGUGACGAUGCCGCUAUUGAUCAGGCCUACUUGGCUGUCUUGGGCAUUGGAUCGACGAAGCGUCCAGCCGGCACGGGUGUAGCGGAAGGAUCACGUGACAGUGACGUAGGAAGUGAACGUGCGGAAACUGCCAAUUACGAUUGGUCGAUGCCUCUCAGCACUGAUAGUAUCAGUUCCCCCCGUAUUCCUGCUGGCAACAUUAUUAGUUCCGAUAGUUUCGGUUAUGGAUCGUCGGAAAGUCCGAUGGAUGGAUGGAUGGAUGGUCCGAUCGCUGUUGGUGAUAACGAUGUUGAUAGUGCCGCCGCUUUAGCGACGAGUUCUCAAGUAACUGGCGACGAAAGUGCCAACGGUAACCCAAGUCCCGCAGAUCAUAUUGGAGGCGUUGUUGCCGUGAGCUUUGGAGGGGAUGAUACAAGGCCUAAUGGCGAAUAUGCCCCGGCUGAAGCCGGAGUCUUUUUCACAGAUGCUAACGAUGAACGUGAGGAUGAUCAGAAAAAUGGAGUGUGGGAUAGAGUACAGGGUUGGAUCGAUGAUGCUUGGAAGAGAACUGCGUUAAGUGUUAUGUGGCUGAAUGCUUGGCUAAAAGCACAUUUGUACCAAUAAGGCUGGUGUCCAUGCUUCGUGACUUGGACUAUCCUCAGUGAUGCACCUACACAGCAAGUUGAGAAGUUAUAGUUGAGAUGCCUGGCUCCGUUCGAAUUGUUAUUCUCGGUUGACGCCGAUUACCUGGAAAUUGUCCCCGUUGCCAGUUCUAAUGGCAGCUUCCGUGCUUCCAUGAAGAACGGCGCAAUUUCUGUGAAGUACUCGCUUCAAGUAGACGUACUCUUUUUCUUGCCAAGGGCAAAACGCUAUUAAAACAACAAGUAGUUGCAGUGCGAUCGGCAUUGCUAAUGUAGGGACUUUGCGUUUAUAUAUAUAUAUACGUAUAUGGAUCCGGGAGCCAUAUU